Molecule: messenger RNA, 1679 nt
Organism: Gadus macrocephalus (Pacific cod)
Lineage: Eukaryota; Metazoa; Chordata; Actinopteri; Gadiformes; Gadidae
Gene: rdh20
Product: retinol dehydrogenase 20
Exons: 5
Coding region: 128-1078 (316 amino acids)
Cellular component (GO): lipid droplet
Molecular function (GO): zinc ion binding; oxidoreductase activity, acting on the CH-OH group of donors, NAD or NADP as acceptor
Source: RefSeq, a predicted model, not a curated record
CUUAAAAACCAAGAAUCGGUGGUCGGGGGACGGAAACACCAGCAUGGCUGUCUGUUUGACAUUUUAACAUUACUUUUUAACUUUCAAACCGGAAGAUCACGUUUGGGAAACUAACGAUAGUUCCAAGAUGAUCUUCCUCAUGGAUCUCCAGAUGAUGCUCCUGGACGUGCUCUACUACAUUUUGCGCAACUCUCUCCGGGCGGUGCUCCGGCCUCGCACCAAGCCGGUCGACGGGGAGCUGGUGUUGAUCACCGGCGCCGGCGGAGGCCUCGGCCAGCUGUUCGCCCAAGAGUUCAGCAAACACGGCGCGGAGGUGGUCCUCUGGGACACCAACACCGCCUCCAACGAGCGCACGGCCGCGCUGGUGCGUGAGAUGGGCGGGAAAGCGCACACGUACACGGUGGACGUGACCAGCCGCCAAGAGGUGUAUCGUACUGCUGAGAUGGUACGCGAGGACCUGGGGCGGGACGUGACCAUCCUGGUAAACAACGCGGGGGUGGUGGCGGGGAAGCGAAUGCUGGACUGUCCCGACGAGCUGAUCGAGAGGACCAUGAAGGUCAACUGCCAUGCGCUCUUCUGGACAGUGAAGGCAUUCCUCCCUCAGAUGAAGGCCAAUAACCACGGCCACAUCGUGACCGUGGCCAGCGUCCUGGGACUCUUCAGCACGCCCUGCGUUGAGGACUACUGUGCCAGUAAGUUCGCUGCAGUGGGCUUCCAUGAAUCCAUGGCGCAUGAGCUGCUGGCCGAGGAGGUGGACGGGGUGAAGACCACCCUGGUGUGUCCCUACAUCGUGGACACGGGCAUGUUCAAAGGCUGUAAGAUCAGGGACGAGGUGGAGAUGAUCCUGCCCCCACUGGACCCCCAGUACUGUGUGGAGCAGGCCAUGAACGCCAUCCUCAUCGACCAGCCCCUGGUGUGCAUCCCACGGCUCACCUACCUGCCCUUCCUGUCCCGGGCACUGCUGCCUUGGGAAUCCAACGUGGUCACCUACCGCUUCAUGGGUUCAGACAAGUGCAUGUACCCCUUCAUCGACACCAUGAAGAACCGAGAGGCCCCCCUCCCCAUCGCGGCGGAAUAGUCCCAGCGGCGCAGACUCAGCACCUUGUGUUGCCGUAGCAACCAGGCGUCUGAUGGGAGGGCUGGGGACGUGUAAAUGGAACACAUGAGGCCCAGCUAUCUUUGUUCCAUUUGGGUUGGUUUUACCUAGUAUGUGAAGGAUGAGUAUGUAAGGAUGAAGGAGGUUUAUGUAUAUUAAAUAUAUAUAAAAGGGAGGUAUAAGAAAGAAAGAAAAAAGAAAAGUUGCCAAGACCAGUUGAAACAUGAGCAGGUCAGCGGUUCGUGCUGCUAGGGCUGCUCAGCCAAGGAGCCAUAAGCUUAAACACGCACCACGACUGUACCGCCCAUAUUCAAAUCUCUUUGUUACCCAUCAUUGUGUUUGCAGGAGUAGCCUUCACUCCCUUAACGUCUACAUUAUUAUUAUUUAUAUUUGAAUGGGGACAAAUACAGAAACAUAGACAAGCGUGAGACAGUCAUCCGGUGUUUGUAUCAUAGUGUGUCUAGCCAAAGAUAAUUGACGACAUUUGUCCCAAGUGGGGCUUUUGGUUAAAAAUAAAUCAUCCAGAUUGACGUUAUUAAAAUGUCCGAAAAUGGAAAUGAAAUAAAAUAUCUAUCACCAAAAA